GCGUGAGGCUAGAAUUCGGUUGGCUAGCCCAGCAGAUGCCCAUUUACUAGUUCAUGCUGUACUACCAACCGGUUGCGAUCGAGCAGAACAAGACACGAUGAUGAUGUUCUGGCCGUACGCCAUCUCGCUUCUCCUCUCGUCGCCGUCGCUGGAGGCCGCCGCCGGCGGCGGCGCCCUCUCUUCCCGGCGCUACGACUCCAUCUUCAGCUUCGGCGACUCGCUGGCUGACACCGGCAACAACCCCGUCGUCUUCGGCUGGUACUCCAUCUUCGACCCCGUCACCCGUCCUCCCUACGGCUCCACCUUCUUCGGCCGCCCCACCGGCCGCAACUGCGACGGCCGCCUCAUCCUCGACUUCGUCGCUGAACGCCUGGGCGUGCCGUUCUUGCCGCCUUUCCUGGCGCACAACGGGAGCUUCCGCCGGGGCGCCAACUUCGCCGUCGGCGGCGCCACCGCCCUCAACUCAGGCUUCUUCCACGCCGGCGAUCCUCCGGAUGCCAGCCCGCUCCCUCUCAACACCAGCCUAGGCGUGCAGGUGGGCUGGUUCGAGUCGCUCAAACCUUCGCUCUGCAACACAACACUCGAGUGUAGGGAUUUCUUCAGGAGAUCACUCUUCUUCGUGGGUGAAUUCGGGUACAACGACUACUUCUUCUCCCUCAGGAAGAAAAGCAUCCAAGAAAUCAGAUUGCUCGUCCCAGAUAUCAUCAAAACCAUCUCCAUAGCCAUCGAGAUGCUGAUCAAGCACGGGGCGAAGGAUUUGGUGGUUCCAGGCAUGAUACCGUCAGGGUGCGCGCCACCGGUUCUCGCCAUAUUUGCUGGACAAGCUGGCCCAGAUGAGUACGAGCCAGCCACCGGCUGCCUGAAGGCGCAGAACGAGCUAGCAGUGCACCACAACUCGCUGCUGCAGGAAUCCCUCCAGGGUCUCAGGGACAGGCACCCGGAUGCCAGCAUCGUCUACGCCGAUUUCUUCAGCCCCGUCAUGGCGAUGGUCCGGUCGCCUGGCAAGUUUGGGUUUGAAGAUGAUGUUCUUACGAUUUGCUGCGGAGGGCCUGGGAGCGCUUUCUGCGGCGAUCAGGGCGCGGUCACCUGCGAGGAUCCAUCUGCUCGUCUCUUCUGGGAUGGGGUUCACCUGACGGAGGCGGGUUACCGCUACGUCGCGGAGGAUUGGCUGAGCAUCAUCAUGGACUCACCUGGGAACAAAAUAAUUUGAGUGUUUCCAUAGUCCAAGAGAAGAUAAAAGAUCACCACAUCUUUUUGAUGUUAAAUUGUGGUACCUCUCGAGAUGUUGAAAAAACUACGGUGUCCACUGUCCUACACUGUAUUUAGAUAUUCCCUUCAUACGAUCUGGAAUUCCUCAUGGAUCUUUGAUUCCUCAAACAUGAUGGGAUUUCGGUUGGAAUGUGAGAAAAUAUAUCAUGUCGAUGUUUUCUUAACAAAUGUAAAAAAAAACCUAAAAUAAUUUUGGAUCUCAUCCAAACUCCACGAAACCACGACUAUCCGGGAUUGAUGACCUAUUUA
This is a messenger RNA of Oryza brachyantha (malo sina), 1518 nucleotides long. Its product is annotated as GDSL esterase/lipase At5g45910-like. The coding region runs from base 98 to 1210 and encodes 370 amino acids. The transcript is spliced from 5 exons. Lineage: Eukaryota; Viridiplantae; Streptophyta; Magnoliopsida; Poales; Poaceae. Gene Ontology annotation, molecular function: hydrolase activity, acting on ester bonds. The record is from RefSeq and is a predicted model, not a curated record.